Apis florea (little honeybee) is the source of this 3379-nucleotide messenger RNA. It is a transcript of the gene Delta, whose product is annotated as neurogenic locus protein delta. NCBI's taxonomy places the organism in Eukaryota, Metazoa, Arthropoda, Insecta, Hymenoptera, Apidae. Gene Ontology annotation, biological process: Notch signaling pathway; cell communication; multicellular organism development. The record is from RefSeq and is a predicted model, not a curated record. Gene Ontology annotation, molecular function: calcium ion binding. Gene Ontology annotation, cellular component: signaling receptor complex; plasma membrane; cell surface.
UAAUUUGUUUUCGCGCUAAACCAAUCCCAUCUACCCUCGAAACAAUCUCUCCGUUAUUGCGUAUGCCCGAAAAGCGUCAGAUCGAUUUUCCGGCCGAGCCAAUUUAACGAUUCGAUUAACGACGACACACAGAGAUGGAGAAAGAGAGAGAGAGAAAGACAGGCCUAGUGUACGAGAGCAAAGCUCGUUGAAUUAUCGAGUUCUCUCGACUACCUAUACCAGUGGAAUGCAUCGUAUGGUACCGCUCGUGCAGUCGUGAGGGACGCGAUCGACCUCUUGCGGAGAGUUGCCUUAACCUUUUAGAUUUUUUCUUACUCGUUUCAGCCCGCUGCCUGCCCGGAUGCGACGAGCAGCACGGACACUGCAAUCGACCCGACGAAUGCUUAUGCCACAACGGUUGGAAGGGAGCGUACUGCGACCAGUGCGUGAGAUAUCCAGGCUGCCUUCACGGUAGCUGCCAGAAACCCUGGGAGUGCCUCUGCGACGAAGGCUGGGGCGGUCUGUUCUGUAACCAGGACCUCAACUACUGCACGAAUCACAAGCCUUGCUUGAACGGCGGCACCUGCUUUAACACCUUUAACGGCCAGGGUUUGUACACCUGCUCGUGCGCGCCAGGUUUCAACGGCACUAACUGCGAGAAGCCGCUUUUGGAUUGCGACUCGAACCCCUGCCUGAACGGUGGAUCGUGCACCAUGGACCCGCCCUAUGGGAAUUCUAGCCUCGUCAAAACAUCGGAAUCGUCCUCCUCCUCCUCUUCAUCAUCAUCAUCAUCAUCGUCAUCGUCAUCCGCUUCGUCGUCGUCGUCGUCGUCAUCGUCCACCAGGCAACAUUAUCGCUGCACCUGUCCACCAGGUUGGCGAGGCAGGCACUGCGAGAUCAGCUCGAGAUCCUGUCGAGAUUCUCCCUGCCAUCACGGAGCCAGCUGCGAGGACGAUUCCCUUCACGGCUACGUGUGCCGUUGUCCUCCCGGUUACACGGGGAACGACUGCGAAUCCCAGCUCGACCAGUGCUCCCCGAAUCCGUGCUCGAACGGCGCCACCUGUACCGAUCUGGGGAACAGCUUUCGGUGCUCUUGCCCACCGGGUUUCACCGGUGAACGCUGCGAGACCAACAUCGACGAUUGCCAAGGCGACCCGUGCCUGAACGGCGGAACCUGCGUCGAUCUAGUCAAUCAGUUCCGUUGCCAGUGCGUGCCCGGAUACGUGGGCCGGUUAUGCCAGGACAAGGUGGAUUACUGCCUCACGAAACCGUGCGCGAACGGUGGCCGAUGCAUAUCGGGGACGAACGAUUAUAGGUGCGCGUGCAAGCCUGGAUUCACCGGCAAGGAUUGUAGCGUGGACGUGGACGAGUGUCGAAGCGCGCCCUGCAGGAAUGGCGGCACGUGCCUGAACCGUGUGAACGGGUUCCUCUGCCAGUGCCCCGAGGAUUGGCACGGGGACACUUGCGCGGAGGAAGUAGGAAGCGGAACGAUUGUGCUGCCACCUCCGUCGAACACAGCGACAGCCGCCGUACCGGCCGUUCCGCCGUCCGGUGCUAGCUACUGGUCGGGAAAUCUUUCGAGGCACGUGGCUUCCGCGUCCGCGGAGCCUAGGGACGCCGGCCUCACCACCGAGCACGUGGUGGUCAUAGCCACGUUGUCCACGGCCGUGCCUGCGUUCGUCCUGGUCGCGGCCGUCGCCGUGAUGUGCAUGAAGAGACGGCAGAAGAGGGAACAGGCGAAAGCGGACGAGGAGGCGAGGCUGCAGAACGAGCGGAACGCUGUGCACAGCAGUAUGAGCAAACGAGGCGGUGGCUUGGGCGGUGGUGCGGGAGUCGGGACGGGCGGAAGUCAAGGGGUUGGUAUCGGCAACGUUGGACUUCUGGGCGGCGGCGGGAGUGGAAUGAUCAGCGCCGGAGGCGGGGGCAGCGUGUGCACCCUCGGCACCGGGGAUGCCCACAUGAUCAAGAACACAUGGACGGCGAACAAGAGCGUGAACAACGUCGCGUCCGCCAGACAGGACGACCUCGACUCGUCGUUUCAAACGGACGUCACGCUGGAUAGCUCUUGCUCGGGUUACAAGCCAGAACCGGUGCUGCAGGACGGGCGAACGCGGACAACGAAGCAACUGAACACGGAGGCAGCCGCUCACAGGGCGUCCCACCUCUUCCAGAAGGAGAAGGAUUGUCUGGGCCUUGGUCUCGGCAUAGGCGUCGGUGUCGGCGUGAUCGAGAGUGCCAAGAGGUCGUCGGUGUUCGCCGGUAACGCGACGACGGACAGUUGUUGCGCGGCGGAAGCGGCGUUGCUCAAGAGGCCGACCAACAUCACCGAAGGGGGCAGUGGUCCACCGGGUAGCGGUGGCGGUGGCGGUGCCGAGACCGGGUGCGGGGUAUACGUUAUAGACGAUCAUUAUAGGCACGACACAUCGCUCGCGGCGACGCUCGCGACGGAAGUGUAGUUUUUCUUCCUCUUUACUCCCCCGUGUCCAACUGUUGUUCUACGAUAUAAUAGUAUAGAGAUGAGAGCCAGUCGAUCGAUUAACGUGGACUCUAUGUAUAUAUAUAUGUAUAUGUAUAUACAUAUAUGCAUAUACAUGUAUAUAUAUAUACAUAUAUCCGUAAAAUGAACAUUUAUCUUCCUCGUAAAUGACCGAAAAUGCUGUGCGUGCCCCCGCGUGCGACUCACACGCGACCAAGAAGAAGAAGAACUCUUGUUUUUCUCUCAGCGCGUUACAAUACGUUUGUUUCGUCGUCGCAGCGCACCGUCCUCGACGCAGCGUAACUACCAACCGGCGCGACAGAGAAACACACGCGUUACGAAUCCCUUUGUGCAUAUACGCGCACGUACGUACACGAAUACUACAAUAGUCAUCAACGUGUGGUGCGCGCCGCGCUCGGCUCUCCGUUAUGGGCCAGCGGGUGAACGGGCGUGCGUUUCUUUGCGAUUCCUUUGUUUCUCUCCCUCCCGUUGCGCAGGACGUCGCGCGUGAGAACGUUCCACCGGACUUUGCCACUACGGUGACGACACACAACACGGUGGUAGCGGGAUGCGUUGCUUGCUGCCGUUGUCGCUGUUGUUGCUGUUCCUUGGUGUUCGUAUUGCUGAAGCAGAAGAAGUCGGCUCGCGCGUGCACGUUCUAUUGGACGAUCGCGCGGGACGAUCCUCCGUUGAGGUUGAUGUUGACGAGAAGACAACGGGGAGUGGAGAGGUCCCGAGACUCCUUCCUUGAAAAAAAACAAAAAAAAGAAAGAAAAGAAACGGAAGAUGAUGAAGAUGACGAUGAAGACGAAGAGGAAGAGACUUCAGCGAGGAGUUCGACAGCAGGGGAGCAAAAUGAAAUAUACAUAUAUAUAUGCACACACGUAAAAAAAAAAAAAAUAUAUAUAUAUAUGUAUAUAAUAC